UCUUCAUCUUCAAACUUCACAAACACACAAAUCAUAAAAGAAGCAAAGAGUCCAGUCAAGAAAAAGAAAAGAGAUGGGUUCAAGGAGCAAAGCAUGGUUAGUAGCUGUAAGCAUCGGAGCCUUGGAAGCGUCCAAGGAUCAAUUAGGCAUGUGUCGGUGGAACUACUUGAUCAGGUCUGUGAAUCAACGUAUCAAGAACAACAUGAGAUCUGCUUCUCAGGCUAACAGAUUCUCUUCUUCGUCGACUACUACCACCACCGCCGCUGUAGCUUCUGUUAAGGGUAAUGGUGAUAAGGCGAAGCAAGCUGAGGAGUCACUUAGGACAGUUAUGUACUUGAGCUGUUGGGGUCCUAACUAAAUUCAGACAUGAUCUUUUGUUUUGUAGUAGGAUAAACUAGAUAUGGAAAUUGCAAAAUGUUUUAAAUUAAGGGAAUUUUGUUCUCGGUGCCA
This is a messenger RNA of Capsella rubella, 450 nucleotides long. RefSeq lists its product as uncharacterized. The transcript has a single exon. The record is from RefSeq and is a predicted model, not a curated record. NCBI's taxonomy places the organism in Eukaryota, Viridiplantae, Streptophyta, Magnoliopsida, Brassicales, Brassicaceae. Bases 74 to 358 code for a protein of 94 amino acids.